Messenger RNA from Sceloporus undulatus (fence lizard), 4469 nucleotides. It is a transcript of the gene ARHGAP9, whose product is annotated as Rho GTPase activating protein 9. Gene Ontology annotation, cellular component: cytoplasm. The coding region runs from base 349 to 2463 and encodes 704 amino acids. NCBI's taxonomy places the organism in Eukaryota, Metazoa, Chordata, Lepidosauria, Squamata, Phrynosomatidae. Gene Ontology annotation, molecular function: protein binding. Gene Ontology annotation, biological process: regulation of GTPase activity; signal transduction. The transcript is spliced from 17 exons. The record is from RefSeq and is a predicted model, not a curated record.
CCGUGGGACAGAAGCAGGAUCUCCUUCCUGCCCUGUGGGGCCCGUGAACAAAGAAGCUCACAGCAGCCUACAGGAAACCAUAAAGCCCUGCAUGAAAGCGGAUGUGUGAUACCUGUGCUUUGUGCCUCACAGACUAAACUUUUGAAGCAAGUGAAAUGCUCCAUCUUUCCCUACCUACCUACAUGGGAGAGAGAAAGAAGAACAAAAGGCAGAGUGGAUCUGGGAGCAGAGCAGCCAGUUAACUCAGGACCGUCCUCUCUCAACUAUGGUGUGGACUCAGGUGGAAGCUCUCAAAUCUCUCUGCCACUGGAGUUUAUAAACCUUUAGGAGCUGUCCUGUCUUGAGGAGAUGCUUCCAGGCCGGCAGCUGUUGGAAGGGCUUAACCAUGCCCGGACCAAGCUAUUGCUGGAUCCUCCUGACCAUGUCCUGCUACAAGCCCUCUACAGCUACCAGUAUAAAUCUGAGGAUGGGAAGCAGGUGACUAUCACAGAAGGGGAGCUUUUCCAGCUGAUGCGCAAGGCUAAUGAAGACUGGUGGCAAGUGCGCCGGCUCAGUCAGCCCAAGCAGAAACGCCCCCUCUUUGUGCCAGCCACCUAUGUGGCUGAAGUGUCUCCAGCCACAAGUGCAGCUACACAACAGAAGAGCAUUCUGUAUCCUGACAUUGAUACAGAGCAGGAUGGUAAGACAGCACACUUGGAAAUGGUAUCUUGUUCUCUGGAGGACCUCUAUGCACAGUCCCAGCCACCAUCUUUCCACAUGGGGCUCAAGGCCUGCCACAGCCACCCUUCACCCAGGAUGGGAUCUCAUCCACUGCCUCUUGGCCGGAGACACAGCAUGAGCAGCUUAUUGCAAACUGACAAGAUGGGUACAAAGGAGACGCAAAAUCCAGAGGAGAAGCAGGUAAUAAAGGGGAACAACCAAAGGACCUUUUUACAGCCAGAGGGCCAGGGCCUUUCAGCCCCAGGAGAGGAGUCUGCUCUUGAUGAACUGUUGGAUAAAGCAGAAGACGAAGGGAAGGCAGGGGAGCAGCCGCAGCAGCCACAGCCAGUUUCUCUGGGACUCUCCAGGGCCAGAGAGAAGAAGCUGGGCUACACCAAAUCCAUGGUGCUGCCAGAGACCCGAGGGCCCAAGGGAAAUCAUCGCAGGAACCUUUCCCAACACAGUUGUGAGGCCUGGCUAGGGGAAUGCCCAGAGUCCACACCUGCCAAUGGUUCCCCUUCACACAGCCCUGAUCUCCUGCAUGUGGUGGAGAAAUCUGGACAGCUGAACAAAACCAAGAUUGCAGAAGGAGGACGGAAACUCAGAAAGUGCUGGGCAUCCUCAUGGCUGGUGUUGGCUGGGAACAGCCUCAUGUUCUACAAGGAUCCCAAAGUAGCAGCUGCAUGGACUCCAUCUGGUAGCCGACCAGAAAGCAGUGUGGAUUUACGUGGUGCUCGAAUUGACUGGGCCAGAGACUUGUCCAGCAAGAGGAAUGUUAUCCAUUUCCGCACCGUGACUGGCAAUGAGUAUCUCUUGCAGUCAGACAGUGAGGCUGUCAGCCAAGAGUGGUACCAAGCUAUCAAAGGGGUCAUCCGCAGGCUGGAUGAAGAGAACCCUUUGGAGGAGCCACUCUUCUAUCCACUCUCCAGAUCAAACAGUGCUGAUCUUGUAGACCUCAGUGCUGAGGAGGAAGAGGAGCCAGGGCUCCCAAAGGCACCUGCUAGUCCUGACAGAGCCUACAAAAAACGGGUCAAGAGCAAGCUGAGACGGUUCAUUGCCAAGCGGCCACCACUGCGGAGCCUGCAGGAAAAAGGACUGAUCCGAGACCAGGUCUUUGGCUGCCGGCUAGAAGCCCUAUGCCAACGAGAAGGCGGUACAGUCCCACGUUUUGUCCAGCAGUGUGUGGAAGCUGUGGAACAGAGAGGUCUGGAUGUAGAUGGGAUCUACAGGGUCAGUGGAAACCUGGCCAUUAUUCAGAAAUUGAGAUUCAUAGUUGAUCGUGAGCGAGCAGUGACAUCAGAUGGGCGCUAUGUCUUCCCGGAGCAACGUUGCCAAGAGGAAAAGCUGCAGCUGAGUGACCCACAGUGGGAUGAUGUACAUGUGCUAACAGGGGCCCUCAAGCUGUUUUUCCGGGAGCUGCCUGAACCCUUGGUGCCAUACAGCCUCUUUGAUGAAUUUGUGGCUUCUGUCAAGUUGCCUGACCCCAAGGAUAAAGUAUCAAAGCUGGUGGGCCUGAUCCAGAGUCUCCCACAACCAAACCGAGAUACGCUGCGCUACAUCCUGGAGCAUCUUCGCAAGGUGAUGGAGCACUCAGAUGUCAACCGGAUGACAACACAGAACAUUGGCAUUGUCUUUGGACCCACACUGCUGCGACAUGAGCGAGACACGGUCAGCUUGGUGGAAGGCAUGGUGUACCAGAACCAGGUGGUGGAGUUGCUCCUCAUGGAAUUCUCUAACAUCUUCUUGGCUCCAGGGGCUGAAUGACCUUGCUGGUACCUCUCUCAGGUGUUGAUGGUUUUACCCUAAAGGGCCAAUGGGUCUCAGAUAAUCUCAUCCUGGAGCAAGCACAGGAUCUGUGUAGCUCCGCUUGGGCUACAGUUCUGCUUGGGCUAUGGUGGCUUGAGCCUCUGCAGGAUCAUCCUUUAGGAUCUUUAGGAUGAGUCAAGUUUAGAAGCUGGUUCUGGCCAGUGAAGAAUUUCCCCCAAAAAACUUUGCAGUACAUGGCCUAUUUGAAACUUCCCAAGUGUAUCUGAAGCAAAACGAAGAGGAGACAUGACAGACAAUGCUUGAGCCUGGGCCUAUAGGGUGGCUUAGGUGUGGAUUCCAGCUAACAGAAGUCUGUGGAGAAUAGGAGGCUACCUAUUAACUCUUUUCCUCCAGUACCUUCCAUCAUCCCUCAGUUGUGCUGCGUUCUGUCCUCCCUUUUCUUGAGCUGGCCAUUAAGUUAUUUCCGUAUGACCUCAUAUGCACCCUUGAAGCAUCAGACUCCUUUGCUCUGUCUUUAUACCAUUCACCACUAGUGUACCUAUUCUGGGAACGGGCGGAAUGGAAGUGCUGUUUUCUAGGACAGGACAGGACAAUAGAUCAUUUAGAGUUCUAUACUAACCAAUUUUCUUUUCUUACUUGCAACAAAAAUUGACAUUCUAAGAAGCUUCUAAGAAGUGAGAUUUAAAAAAGGCAUGCACACCCUAGAAACUUUUAGUCAAAACCUUGGGUUUUAAAAAAGCUUUAAAAACAACAAUAGGAAUGGACUUCUGGUCACUUUGCUGGGCAUAGGUUUAUUGGGCCUGCAGGGAAGUGGAGCUGGCUUGUUGGUCCACUGAAGUUGCACUUCCCUAGGAGGUAUUCAUUCAUUCAUUUCUCUAAGCCAGGGGUGAGAAAGUUCAUCCACGUCAGACCUCUGAACCCAUUUUGAAGACCUCAAACCCUCCUCCCAUUUAUUUUUCAGGCAAAAAAAGAAGAUCAGUAGCUACAAUAGGGGUCCCAUAAGAGUAACAGGGUUGUUUAAAGUACUCCCAUCUUCUGAAGAACCAAGCAACUUAACUGGAAAUUCCUUCCAAUUGCAGUUUACGGCUGACUUAUGACUGUAAAAGAGACGGCAUGCCCAAAUUUGCCCCUGCUGCAAUUGUCCAGUGUUCUGAGGGUGCUUCCAGAUGAGGCUUUUAUUGCAAAGUCUCCCUGCCUUUAUCAUUCACGGAAUUUUAUCCUGGGGAUCUAGACAAUAAUAUCUUUUACAUAUAGCCUUGUUGUGUUUCCCACUCCUUAAUACUUACCCAUCUUUUCAGGACAGUAUAGCUGCGCAGUGCUUUUCAAUUGUUAGCUUUUUGAUAGGAACUGUCUGGGAGCAUCUUCGAAAAAGCAAGACUGGUUUGAAACUACCAGGGUGACUUUUAGAGGACUUGGGAACUAUGGCCAGAAUUCUGUAUUGCAGUCUUCAUUGCGUAACUUUAUGCAUACAUAGCAAAAUAGCAGAGAAACCCUAUUGGUGAAUUGUGAAGAUGUGUAAUGGGAUGCUGGCAGGAGUGCCUCAGUGCGCAUCAGUGCUCCCUAACUGAUGUCCUAUUGCAUACUGGUCGCUUUGCCAUCUCCCCCAUGUAGUAACAUUGCACCAGGCCCUUACUGAACAUGGACUUUGUGAAACGGUGCAAUUCUGUUUCCCACAGUCAUAAGUCUACUUACGAAGAUGCACAAGUCCUUAAGUGAAUUCUUCCCUAUGUUUUUUGUUAUGCAAGUACUGACUGAAUGUUUUAGUGUGGGAAAUACCUAGUCAUCGUCAAAGAGCCACAGUUCUCCCAGUUCCUCAGUUUGGCACUGUGGUAUUUGUAACUGUCUUGAAAGCUGGUUUAAACAUGGAUCAUGUCCUCUGUUGUGGCUCUUUGAACCCUUUGAGCCAUAGCUUAUUACGGCAUACAGUUCCUUUACACUGUUACCUUGUCUUUCUCAGUGACUUGCAGUAGUUGACAAAGGGAAACACACAAUAAAGAACUAUU